UGUCUAUCACAUUUAGUGAAACAUAAUAAUAAUAAUAAUAAACAUAAUAAGAAGUACGUAUUUGUUUGAUUCUGAAAUUGAAAUCGCAGUUAGCCGAUCCAGGCUUGUGAAGGACGACCCGCAGUUGCCGUGACUAGUCUUUGUCGCUCUCUAUCAUGUCAAAAAACACGGUGGCUAAGCAUCAAGAAGGAAUAGAAUACCUCGAUGUCCUUACUAAAGCUGGUGAAAAAACAGGCAUCUCCAAACCAAGAGGAGAUGUACACAGAGAAGGGGAUUAUCAUCGAGCUGUUCAUGUGUGGAUAUACGCUGAGAGUACACAAGAACUACUUGUGCAAUGCCGUGCAGACUCCAAGGACUCAUGGCCUGGCCAGUGGGAUAUAUCAAGUGCUGGGCAUAUUUCUGCUGGAGAUUCUUCAUUGGUUUCAGCUGUGAGGGAACUUCAAGAAGAACUUGGUAUAACACUUCCAAAGGAUGCAUUUGAAUUAAUUUUCGUUUUUCUUCAAGAAUGUGUUAUCAAUGAUGGGACCUAUAUCAACAAUGAAUACAAUGAUGUAUAUCUCGUUACCAUGAUAGAUCCAAUUCCUCUGGAUGCCUUUACUCUACAGGAAUCAGAAGUUUCAGCGGUGAAAUAUAUCUCUUAUCAGGAGUACAGAAGCUUACUUGCCAAUGAAGAUCCUCAUUAUGUGCCUUAUGAUGUAAAUAGUGCAUAUGGUCAGCUCUUUGAAAUCAUUGAGAAAAGGUACAGACAAAAUGUUGACCUGAGGAGUUUGAACCUACAAAAGCAGAUUAAUCGUUAUGCUCCUGUUUCACUCAGUGCCGAGACUGCCGGGAUAAGUGAUGCAGACAAAAAAGCUCUAGCUCUUAUUGUCAAAGCUGCAACAUUUAUAGACAGGAUUUUUUACUUGCAGAUCUGGCAUAGCAACCUAUCUUUCAGCGAUUGGUUAAGGGAGCAUGCUGGAAAAUCUCAUUUGGACAAGUUAAAAUGGACAUACUAUCACAUCAACAAGAGUCCAUGGUCCUGUUUGGAUGAAAAUGAGGCAUUUUUGACAACUGCAGACUCAGCUAUCAAGCUAAUUCCUGAGGCUACGAAGCCUGUGACCGGGUGGAUAGGUCUUGAGUAUAGACUAGCAUUUCCUGUUAUAAAACCACCUGGUGCCAAUUUUUAUCCAUCAGAUAUGGACAAAAUGGAAUUUUCAUUGUGGAUAGACAGUCUCCCUGAGGAUAAAAAAAAGGAAGCAACGGGAUUCUUUAAUGUGAUCAAAAGGCACAGUGAAUCUGAAAUCAUGGACAUACCAAAAUCUCGAAAUGCCUCAACCUCUUUUCAUGACCUAUAUAUCGUUCCUUAUUGGCAAGAAUACAAUUCUUUGCUUGUUGAAGCUGCAAAGUUACUACAUGAAGCUGGAAAUAUUACAAGCUCGCUCAGUUUGAGAAGACUUUUACACAGCAAAGCAGACGCCUUCCUUUCCAAUGAUUACUACGACUCGGAUAUUGCCUGGAUGGAGUUGGACUCAAAGUUGGAUGUAACUAUUGGCCCAUAUGAAACCUAUGAGGAUUCAAUUUUUGGAUAUAAGGCUACGUUUGAGGCAUUUAUUGGUGUCCGAGAUGACAAAGCAACAGCUCAAGUAAAGCUGUUUGGUGACCAUUUGCAGGUUUUGGAAAAGAACCUUCCAAUGGAUAAUGUUUAUAAGUCGAAAGAUGUGACAUGUGCUCCUAUUCGGGUAAUCCAGCUUCUCUACAAUUCAGGGGAUGUAAAGGGCCCACAAACAGUUGCGUUCAAUCUUCCAAAUGAUGAGAGGAUUGUGAAAGAUAGAGGAACAUCUAUGGUCCUGCUUAAGAAUGUUUCAGAGGCAAAGUUUAAGCUCAUUCUCCAGCCUAUAGCUGAUGCGUGUGUCAGCAAGGAACUUAGGAAGCUUGUGGAUUUUGAAUCUUUCUUUACUCACACAAUAUGCCACGAGUGCUGCCAUGGCAUUGGACCUCAUACCAUCAAACUCCCAAAUGGGAAGACCUCCACAGUAAGAUUGGAGCUGCAAGAGCUCCAUUCAUCAAUGGAAGAAGCUAAAGCUGAUAUUGUGGGACUUUGGUCCCUAAAGUUCCUAAUUGAUGAGGGUUUGCUUCCGAAGAGCCUAGUGAGAUCAAUGUAUGUCUCAUUUCUUGCUGGAUGCUUCCGUUCAGUUCGCUUUGGGUUAGAGGAAGCUCAUGGAAAAGGACAAGCGCUUCAGUUCAACUAUAUGUUUGAGAAAGGUGCGUUUGUUUUACAACAUGACGGGGCUACCUUCUCCGUUGACUUUGAUAAGGUUGAGAGUGCUGUUGAAAGCUUGAGUAGGGAAAUUCUUACGAUACAAGCAAGAGGCGAUAAAGAUGGUGCAAGAAUGCUACUUCAGAAAUAUGGUGUUAUGACUCCACCCUUGCGAAGUGCUCUCGAAAAACUUGAAAUGAUUCAGGUUCCCGUGGACAUAGUUCCUGACUUUCCCAUUGCUGACCAAAUCGUAUGUGAUUUCCAUUGAGCACUUGAAGACUUGAAAACGAAAGGAAGCAGCUCUUGUUUUUGGACACUUGUGACUUGUGGCCAGUGAAGAGAUAUAACCUUUUAACUACAAAAAUGAUGUUUGUACCCACUCUUAUACCCACUUUUAUAACCCACCCAUGUUUGUGAAGGCCUUUUAUUGUCUGUGAGUUCCGUUCACAGAUAGUAUUUUGUUUGUGCAAAAUUUGCAUAGACAAAAUAACACAUAUUUUGUCUCUGAACCGGAUUCACAAACAAAAAAAAAUCUUCACAAACAUGGUGGGUAUAAGGUGGGUAUGAGGGUGGAUACAUCAAGCAUUGUUUUAACUAUUUGCCUUUAUCUUUUGCAAUAAAAAUAAGCUAAAAAGUUUGAAUAGACCAUUUUACCAUUUCAAAUCCAUUAAAGAAUAUCAUAUAAACAUACUUACUUUGGAAACACAAUCAUUCUGUCGUCUUGAAUUGCUAUAACAUGUCAUUUUUAAAAAAAAAUAAAUUAAGAAAGUUGAUGAAUUUUACAAAAAGUCAUAAAUUUUAAAAAUACAGAAAUAGAAAUAAAAUAAUAAAAAUGCCAAAAUAGAUAGGCAACUUUACAACUUUAAAAUAAAAAUGUUUGAGCUUGUCCUCCAGAACUAUCUUCAUGCCAAAGAAGAGUUUUGUGGGAAUACUUUCAAUUUUAGUUUUGCUUUAGUCAUAUUGGUUUUUAUUUUAGUUUGAGUGUGUUUGGUUUGGACUUCGUGAUUUGUGGAGUAUUUUUGGUAGGUAGUGUUUUAGUUACGAUUGUUUUAGGCUUAAAAUUGCUCGUUUCAUGUCCAGUGAAUCCGGUUACUUUGUAUGAAUUAGACUGAUUUUAUGUCUAUUCCUAGGCAUACGAUUGGAUCUAUUAUAAUUGUAUGGAGGUUAUCUUGUAUGAGUUCUUGAUAUUGUUAUAAAAAGCCGCUCUUUUAUACUCCUUCCAUUCUUUAUUAACUGUCCUUUAGGCUUGGGCACGUGCUUUAAGAGAAAAAUAGUCGUAGUAUAGAGUGUGUAGGGUAAAUGAUAACGUAGGAAAGAGAGUAUAUUAAUAAGAGUAAAAUGGUGAUAAAGUAGGAAAGAGAGUAUUAAGAAGAGUAAAUUGAUGAUAAAGUAUGAAAGAGAAAGUAGUAUGUAAAAAGUAAAAGGGGUAAAAAUAAUAAUGUGGGGUAUUUAGCUCAAAAAGUUUCUUAAAAUGGAAAAGAUAAAUAAUAAAAAACAGAUCAAAAAAAAAUAAGUGACGGUGACUAAAGAACAGAGGGAUUAAAAAAAACUUUAAAAUAAAUGAGCCCGGGAAAGUCAAAAGAAAUGAAAAAAUGAAAAUAUAAAAUUAAAAUGUAAAAACAUUUAAAAAGAUGUAGAAAGUACAAAUUAUUUAAAAACACAUAAAAUACAGAUUUUGACAUUCUUUUUUCCAUGAAUAUUAUUUAAUUAAAUUCAAAAGAUAAAAAUACGGGUUGUUUUAUACUGCCUCCGUCCCGCUAAGAUUGUCUCAGGCACUAUUCACAUGGUCAAUACAAAUCACUUUUAAUCUCUUACUUUAUAUAUCAAACUUUUAUCAAAUUUGAUUCUGGUUUUUGCGACUUUGUAAAGUUUUUAAUGUAAUUUCUGAAUAUGUAAUUUUUUUUCUAAAAAAAAUUUGAGUGCGAACAGGGAUCUGUUUACUUUAUCUUCAGUCAAACAUCGUAAACCGAAUUGUCCCAAAAUAGUAGAACGGAGGGAGUAAUUCUCUAAAAAGUGACAUAUUACGUGACUAAUUCUUAGUGACUCAUCAUCUAUAUUGAUAUUUGUACAACUACUCGUAAACAGUAACUAAACAUAUAUUGUCCAAAAAGCAUGAGUAGUCAUAUUUUUGUCCGGAAAAACUCUUUUAGUAAUAUAUAUGUCAUUGUUUCUAAAAUUUUCGCUAUUUUUGAAUUUGAACAAGUUUCUUAGAUAUUUUUUUGUAAAAUAACAUGCAAUAACAGGUAAAAAAUCAGUUGAUUGGUUGGAUUGGUCUACUAUUUAUAGUAAGUGUACUUGUAUGAAACAUUCAUAGUAUAUGAGCUAAGUGAUGGGUAAGCUAUAGUAGAAAAGUUUAUUGUUCCUAGAGAAUUUUUGUAGUAGCUUACAAUUUCAGGGUAGCUUGUUGUUGAGAGGGUUGCAACCUUACCCACGAAUAGUUGGCUUUUAGCAUAUUAUAAAAAGACAAUUGGAAGCAGAAUUGGACUAUUUAGGGGUGUUUGGAUCUGUUUCUUAUAGCUUCUUCUGCUCUUUCAGGUAGCAAAAAUAGAUAUUGGAGUGUUUGGAUGAAAGUGUAUAGGUAUUUUUGGAUACUCCAAAUUACUCCUAAAAGCUGUUUUUUUUUAAGUUGAGGGAGAUCGGUUUCUGAAAAAAUGAUUUAGAUUCUGCUUCUGCUUUUAAAAAAGAAGUAAAAGCAGAAUUAGUUUCAAACACCCCUUUAGUUCUGUUCCUAUUCUGGCGGAACUAGAUCGACUUUGAUUGUUUACAUAUCCACUAUGCUCUCGCUACAGAAUUGGGUGUGCCGGUUAUGCCCUAAUGUUGACUGACAAUUAUGACAAAAGAGGCAUGUUUAGACUACCGUGGUGACACCUAUUUUGAAGGAAAAUUUUACCAUAUACGAAGUAUAUCUUUUUUAGAUUUAUUUCAUGAAAAUGCAUUUUAUACAUAUUUUUGUACACACUCUGUCGGUGUUGGGAUAUUGGACCGAUUCAUAUUGACCGGCCCAAAACCAGUAAGGUCAUCCCUCAAUAUACUCCUAAACGCCAAGGGAGAAACCCAGAUGGUUCCCCCAUGGGCUAAACAGGUUCAGAAAGACUGCCGAGCCAAGUAGUUGAGCCAUGAGUCUACGAGUGUAAAAUUAAGGAAGGGACGAAUCUUCGAGAUCGGGUGUAUGGCAUACACGAGCUCAGACUGAACACUAGGUAUGACUAUAUCUCGAGCUGACGCUCGAGCCGGGUGAGCAAUCUCCUCCAUUGUACCAUCACCCACUGACAUCUAGCUAAAUGGUGGGAAACCUGGAAACAUACGAGAAUUGCAUUUAAUAUGAGGCUUGAGCUUAGCAAGUCGACGAAGUGUGGGAAGCAGUAACCGUUAUGACAGAAUGGCCCAACCAACAGGGAGUCCACACGUGAUCAAUUCCAUACUGUCGGAUUAGUAUAAAUACCGCCCUCAUUUACUAUGGUGGGGCUAGCUUAAAUUGCUUAAAUAGCAUUUACUUUGAUCUUGUAAACAAAUUCAGUACUCCGU
Messenger RNA from Cuscuta epithymum, 5761 nucleotides. The record is from the annotation of a GenBank genome assembly. Lineage: Eukaryota; Viridiplantae; Streptophyta; Magnoliopsida; Solanales; Convolvulaceae.